UAGCAUAAAUAAUCGGCCGGCCAGUUUUUCACGCUGAGGCAGUCAAAGUCAAAGAUGAAUAAGCAGGCAGAUGAUAUCGAUGAGGUUGAGAGUUUCUUGAAUGCAGGGUCAGGGUGUGAUAAGUUGCUCUUCCCAUCAGCUAAUUAUAAUAAUACUGUUGAGGCCAGGAGUUAUGAAGAUGCAUGCAGGAGUUUCGAGAAUUAUUUGGUGGAAAUGAUAGUUGAAGAAGGUAAAGUGAGUGAUCUGAUGGACGUGGAAGAGCUCCUCUAUUGUUGGAACAACCUAAGAUGUCCUGUCUUCAUUGGUCUAGUUUCCAGAUUCUAUGGAGAGCUAUGCAAGGACUUGUUUUCCACAAAUGAUAAGGUUGAACGUGAGAAUGUUGGGAAGAAUUAACCUCCAUCAAAUGACCCUAGAAUAUUAGAGCAAAAAACAAACCCUUCAGUUAUACAUGGAGAGGGCUGGGGUUGGGGUUCUAUACAUGAUGUUAAUGUGUUUGAAUUAAUCUACAUAUUGUUU
Messenger RNA from Rubroshorea leprosula, 516 nucleotides. Lineage: Eukaryota; Viridiplantae; Streptophyta; Magnoliopsida; Malvales; Dipterocarpaceae. The record is from the annotation of a GenBank genome assembly.